AUGGCCAGCAUUUGGGCGCCGGAGCACUCUGACGAAGCCCACAGCAACGGGUCAAGUGCUGUCGACGACUGCGGCUCCGUGUCCGUGGUCUUCCCCAUCACCAUGAUGGUCACUGGCUUCGUGGGCAACGCAUUGGCCAUGUUGCUUGUGUCGCGGAGCUACCAGCGCCGCGAGAGCAAACUCAAGAAGUCUUUCCUGCUGUGCAUUGGCUGGCUGGCGCUCACCGACUUGGUGGGGCAGCUCCUGACCAGCCCGGUGGUCAUCCUCGUGUACCUGUCACAGCGAUGCUGGGAGCAGCUCGACCCAUCGGGGCGCCUUUGCACCUUCUUCGGGCUAACCAUGACAGUGUUCGGGCUGUCCUCGCUCUUGGUGGCCAGCGCCAUGGCCGUGGAACGCGCCCUGGCCAUCUGCGCGCUGCACUGGCAUGCCAGCCACGUGAAAACUCGCGCCACACGCGCGGUUCUGCUGGGCAUGUGGCUGUCUGUGCUCGCCUUCGCGCUGCUGCCAGUGCUGGGCGUGGGCCGCUACAGCGUGCAGUGGCCGGGCACGUGGUGCUUCAUCAGCACCGGGCCGGUGGGCAACGAGACGGACCUUGCGCGCGAGCCGGGCAAUGUAGCCUUUGCCUCUGCCUUCGCCUGCCUGGGCUUGCUGGCUCUGGUGGUGACCUUUGCCUGCAACCUGGCGACCAUCAAAGCCCUGGUGUCCCGCUGCUGGGUCAAAGCCGCUGCUUCCCAAUCCAGCGCCCAGUGGGGCCGGAUCACCACGGAGACAGCCAUCCAGCUCAUGGGGAUCAUGUGUGUGCUGUCCGUCUGCUGGUCACCGCUAUUGAUAAUGAUGUUGAAAAUGAUCUUCAAUCAGAUGUCGGUUCAACAAUGCAAGACACAGGUGGGAAAGGAGAAGGAGUGCAAUCCCUUCCUCAUUGCAGUUCGCCUGGCUUCGCUGAACCAGAUCUUGGAUCCCUGGGUUUAUCUGCUGCUAAGAAAAAUCCUUCUUCGGAAGUUCUGCCAGAUCAGGGACCACACCAACUACGCUUCCAGCUCCACCUCCUUGCCCUGCCCAGGUUCCUCAGUCCUGAUGUUUAGCGACCAGAUGGAAAGAUGA
This is a messenger RNA of Grammomys surdaster, 1101 nucleotides long. RefSeq names its product prostaglandin E2 receptor EP3 subtype-like. Gene Ontology annotation, cellular component: plasma membrane. The transcript has a single exon. The coding region runs from base 1 to 1101 and encodes 366 amino acids. Gene Ontology annotation, biological process: negative regulation of gastric acid secretion; intestine smooth muscle contraction; adenylate cyclase-activating G protein-coupled receptor signaling pathway. The record is from RefSeq and is a predicted model, not a curated record. Gene Ontology annotation, molecular function: prostaglandin E receptor activity. NCBI's taxonomy places the organism in Eukaryota, Metazoa, Chordata, Mammalia, Rodentia, Muridae.